AUGCACUUUGCCUCCGACAACUGGGCCGGCGCCCAUCCCGCCAUCGCCGACAAUCUGGCCCGCCGCAAUGGCGGUUUCGUCAAGGCCAAUGGCGGCAGCGACUUCGAUCUCCAGGUGGAACAGACAUUCCGCGACAUUUUCGAGACCGAUGUCGCGGUCCAUUAUGUCGGCACCGGCACGGCGGCCAAUGCGCUGGGCCUCUCCGCCGUCGCCCGGCCCGGCGGCGUCGUCCUGUGCCAUUCAGAGGCGCACAUCCGCGUCGACGAAUGCGGCGCGCCGGAGUUCUUCGCCGCCGGCACCCGUCUUGAGAGCGUUGACGGUGAACUGGGGCGCUUCGACGCCGCCUCGCUGGAAACGGCAAUCGGCCUGAUCGAGGAUGGCGGGCUCAAUGCCGGGCAGGUGCAGGCGGUAUCCGUCAGCCAGCUGACCGAGGCCGGCACCGCCUACGAUCUCGAUACGAUCGGCGCCAUCGCCGAUGUCGCCCACGGCCACGGCGUGCCGCUGCACAUGGACGGCGCGCGCUUUGCCAAUGCGGUCGUCGCGCUCGGCUGCACGCCGGCCGAGAUGAGUUGGAAACGCGGCGUGGACAUCGUCUCCUUCGGCGGCACCAAGAAUGGCUGCUGGUGCGCCGAGGCGGUGCUGGUCUUCAAUCCCGACCAUGGCCGCCAGAUGGACUAUCUGCGCAAGCGCGCCGGCCAUAUUGCCUCCAAGGCGCGCUUCGUGUCGGCGCAGUUCGAGGCCUAUUUCGCCGAUGGCCUCUGGCUCGAUCUGGCCUCUCACGCCAACCGGAUGGGCGCGCGGGUCGCCGGCAUCAUCGCCGCGCGCAACCGGUUCCGGCUCGCCUGGCAGCCGCAGGGCAACGAAGUGUUCGCGGUCGGCCCCAAAGAGGCCGUCGAUGCGCUGGCGGAAAAAGGCGCGCAAUUCAGCCACUGGCAACCGCCGCGCGCAGAGCGCCAUCUGGUCGGCGAAGACGAGGCGAUGAUCCGCCUUGUCGCGUCGUUUGCCACCACCGACGCGGACGUGGCCGCGCUGGAAGUCGCGCUUGCCGGUUAG
This is a messenger RNA of Effrenium voratum, 1053 nucleotides long. The record is from the annotation of a GenBank genome assembly. NCBI's taxonomy places the organism in Eukaryota, Dinophyceae, Suessiales, Symbiodiniaceae.